Molecule: messenger RNA, 3297 nt
Organism: Podospora pseudocomata
Lineage: Eukaryota; Fungi; Ascomycota; Sordariomycetes; Sordariales; Podosporaceae
Exons: 2
Coding region: 253-2829 (858 amino acids)
Source: RefSeq, a predicted model, not a curated record
CUUCUGUCCCGCUCUUUUGGCCACUUCUGCUCGAGAACAAUAAGCUCUGUUCCUCUUUCUCUUUAUCUCAAGUGAAGACAAGAAGAUGUCGAGUCCUAUAACAUUGGUUGGGACCGUUUCGAGGUCAUGGAUCGCAAGGGGUCUAUCUCGACACCUUUCCUCGACCGCUGCCACCGUUCCAGCAGCAGAAGAUGGUCCAGUGUGGCUUCAAGGAAUAAGACAACAUAACAUUGACUAAAGCCAACCACCAAGAUGUCCACUCCUCGACGACCAACUGCGAGGACACAGGACACACCUGUGACCAACCCUCCUGUGCCUCCCCCCCCUGAGCUUGUCCCGGAUGAGCCGUACGUCCCAUCAAGGCUUAGAUCGAACAAGGUACUGAGGGGGCUUUUAAACGCCUUCAUCUUGGCCCUCUAUGGCUAUGGUGUUCACCAGUUUGCGACCUGGUACUCGGAAUACGACUACUGGCUAUACUGGUUCAUCGUACUGGCAACCUGGCGCUACGCCCGUUUCAUUCUCAACUGCAUUGGUUGGGUUCUGUAUAAGCCAGCCCCCGUUCCCAAGAACCCCACGUACACCCCCAACCGACAUGUCACAGUCAUCCUGCCUACCAUCGACCCUACAGGCGUUGACUUUCAGGAAUGCAUCAGCACCUGCGCCCAAAACGAGCCUUCUCAGAUCAUUGUCAUCACGGCCGGUGACGAGCUGCUUGUCAAGACAGAGAAGGCAGUCGAGAAGUACAUCAAGCUUUAUCCCAAGACCAAUUUCAUCGUGGACCGUGCCCUGAUUGCCAGCAAGAGAGCUCAAGUUGCUGUGGCGGUGCCGCUGGUCUCAACCGCCAUCACCGUCAUGCUCGACGACCACGUCUUCUGGAAGAAGGAUUUCCUCAAGGCGCUCCUAGCGCCGUUUGAGGAUCCAGAGAUUGGUUUGGUGGGAACAAACAAGAAAGUCCGCCGGUUGCCGAACCUGUCGGUUUGGCGGCGUUUCUGGAACAUGCUGGGGGCGACCUAUCUUUACCGCCACAACUUCGAGGUCAGAUCGGCCAACUACUGGGACGGGGGCGCCUUUGUCAUUUCUGCGCGUACCUGUGCUCUGCGCACCCGUAUCGUUCAGGACCCCGAGUACCUGGCCGGCUACGUCGACGAGCGAUUCUUCUUUGGGCUCUGUGGGCCUCUCAACCCGGACGAUGACAACUACAACACCAGAUUUGCCGUGCGCAAGGGCUGGCGCAUCAAGUUCCAGUACACCGACGACGCCGAAAUUGAGACAACUGUUGGCGUGGCCGAUCCCGUCCACAAGAAGUUCCUGGGGCAGUGCACGCGCUGGGCCCGCACCACCUGGAGGUCAAACCCUUGCUCUCUGUUCACUGAUGGCAGCGUUUGGGCAUUUCAACCCUACUGCGUCUAUGCUGUCUACCUCACCUCCUUCACAAACUUUGCUUUGUUUACCGAUGCCGCCCUCGUUGCCCUCUACAACUGGAGCAAGCAAGCCACCAGUCAAGGCAUAUGGGCCUUGAUUAUUUGGAUACUUUUUGUCAAGUUUGUCAAGGUCUUUGAGUAUUACAAGCGUCACCCCAGUGACUGGUGGACUUUCCCAUUCUAUGUCGCUUUUGCCUAUUACCACAGCCUCAUUAAGCUCUGGGCGCUGUUGACGUUUUGGGACCACGCCUGGACUGGGCGCAACCUCGGAGCCAUCAAAACCCAGGCCAACCCAGCCGGGACAGAAGCGGGAGCCACAGCUGGACCGGCGGCAGUGGCCGCGCGACUGCAGCGUAGCAUGUCCGUGAGUAGUAUGACUAGCAGUCUUGCGCAAGAGAAGGAAGGUCUGCGCAGCGGCACCGCUUGGAUAUCAAACCUGGGAAGUACCGCCCGGCUUCACAAGAGCCAAACGAUCUUUUGUGGGAGCCAGGUCGGUCUGCUUGACAAUCUCAAGAUUGUAGGCAGUCACAUGGAGAAGUCUCGUGAUGCCCAAGUCAGGAUUCUUGGUCAACAAGAUAUUGUCUUCAAUGAGGUGCAAAGGCUGAUUGCGGAGGCCGACUCCAUCGAGAAGCAAUAUGAAACGAUGAACGACAACGAGACGAGAAAUCAGGAAGCCUUGAUCCGUCUUCGCGGCCAGAUGCUCCGAUUGGAGCAGAGGCACGGAGAGCUCAUCCGUAUCGCCGGCCUGACCGCCACGUCGCCCGCACUCACUCCAGCAGCUGCCAAGGCCUUCAAGGUGGCAAGUCGGCACCACACAGGGGGUGGCAGAGCCUCACCACCUACAGAAGAUCCUGAAAGCAUCGAGAGACCAUCCUUUUUUACUGGGGUGAGGGGAGUGCACUUCAGUAGGUCUACUGUCGGCGGGGCCAGUGACGACGGCUUUGGUCCUGGCAGGACAGGUGCUGACGGCUCCGGGAGUAACGAGUCCACUCCACGUCCGAUCGUUCCCGACAAUUUCAAGGACAGCUUCCCACCGGAUACCAAGAAGAGUACUGGGGACACCGACUCACUUAUCGCGAAUUUGAACAUUCCCACUAUUGGUACACAACAUUUUGUGCCUCCCUCUGAGAAAAAGGGAGGACAGCCCGCCGCCGCCAAGGGCUUUUCCCCCCCAACUCAGGCCGAAAAGCCGAUUGACGAAUUCUCCCCCGUCCCGCAGCCAAGAAACUCACCUUCAGGUUUCACCCCGAAGUCAGACCUCGAAAGCACCACCCCCGGAGAAGAUUCCGCCGCCACGGAUAGCAAGAAGAGCUCGGGUUCGGACUCGACCCGUUCGCCGGCACAGACGCCGACCCGCCCGCCAGGCGGUAGAAGAGUUUCCAAAGAGCAGAACAAAAGCAACACCUGAGAGCAACCCGUUGUUGAAAGAGGAGCUCGAGCAGCAGAACCAUGAGGAUUCUAUGAGAAGGUUUUAUGAGAUGCUUGGCGAGAGCAAGGGGAGAUAUGGUUGGGCUGGGAAUCGAAAGGAUAGGGAAUCGGAUGGGUUGGGAAUCGGACGGGGUGGGAAUUGGAUGGGCUGGGAAUCGGAUGCAUAUAUGGAUAUGGGAAUGGGACAAGGAAAAGGAAUGGCAAAAUAAAAGAAAAUGGAAAAGGAAAGAUGGCAAAGCCUCACGGCGGCAAAGAAGGGAAGGGGGGUCACUUCUUGGGAUUCAGGGUUUUACACGGUUAAACUUGGCGUUGGGGUGGGUUUGGCACGAGCUCAAUAUUCUUUGGGCUUUAUCAGCGUAGUUGCAGCCUUUUCAGUAGCAUUUCAAUUGAAAGGGUUAGCGCAAGACAUGCUCACUGGAUGCAUUUACAGCGACGUCACGAGCAGCCA